Symbiodinium necroappetens is the source of this 1313-nucleotide messenger RNA. The record is from the annotation of a GenBank genome assembly. Lineage: Eukaryota; Dinophyceae; Suessiales; Symbiodiniaceae.
AUGCGGCCAUGGCGCUUGACCCGUGUUCGGCUGUCCAUACUGCUCUUUCAGGUCACUGAGCUACAGGGAUGGAAUGCUCCGUGGUACCUCGAUUGUCGCCAUAGUCGAGAGUGGACGACUUUCAGAAGAGCACUGGAAGUGAUAGGGGGAGAGUACCAGGAAGAUGUUUGGUGGUGGGCGCAAGGCUUGCUCGAAAGGAUCGAGCCGAGCUUUUUGCGAGUCCAAAACACCGACCACUUAUUCUUCCUUUGCAAUCCAAAUGCCAGCGCUGAAGAUGAUGAAUGGGAGCCGCUCCAGUCGGACGAAGACAGCAUUUUCAGACUGAGCACUGGCACCGAUCGCUGGACGGUUGAAGAACGUGAGAUUCGCAGCUAUGCCGUGCACGAUUUUUGCUACUAUGGAUACAUGGCUGCGAUCGCAUAUCGAAGCAGGAACACGGAUGGGAGCAUUCCUGGAGUUCUUGAGGGUCGACAGCAUGCCUUGACAUUGCUCUACAACUUCUUGAUGAGCCGCGCAAACUCCAUUGACUUCCUGGACUCUUCCGGUUGGCCGCUGUCGCACCAAGACGUGCUGAAGCAUUUGUACCCUCCAGAUGGACCUGGCAGGAAAUGGUCCAACAUUCCUGAUGAUCCGCAAAGGCCAUUGUCCGAGAUUGGCCUGGACAGUUCUCUCGACGGACUGCAGCAGGACAUCUACGUGACGGCAAUCGGCUAUCACACAACACUCGUGCUUGAGCUGGUGUCGCUGUGGCAGGAGUUCUUGUCUGAGCAGCACUUCCACUUCGCCCUCCAUGUGCUGGAACCAGGGCUGGGAGAAGCGGAGCAGAUUCGGGCCGUGAGCGUCUGCAAAGACUUCAGCGCCUAUGGAGACCUUUGUGCUUGGGAUGUGCGGCUGUUGGGCCUGAACCAGAAGCACUUCAAGAAGGCCACGCUGCCAGUCUCCAGGCUUCCAUGCCCGGUGAUUGAGGAUUCGUCAGCACUCCUCGAGGACUUUGUCGCCAUCUUUCAAGGCGCCUAUCGUGGCGAUAUAGACUCUCGCAUCGAUCGAGCCGACUUAUUCGUGUGCACGGAGCCUGCUUUUCUCUGCAAUGCGCUGAGCAGGGCCUUUCCACAUCGUCCUUUGAUCGGCUACUUUGCAAACCCGCUGACAGCGUACCUCCCAGCAGCAUCUGCACAAGCCUGGCUUGCAGACUUUCUGAGUCUGACACGCGGAGAACUCCCGGGACGCACUGCACCGUUCCUAGCUGUGGCCAACACAAGGUUCUUGGCAGAGCAGAUGCGGUUUCAGGCAUUGGCUCUUUCACUCUGCGGCAG